UGAACAUCAUGAGGAUAUAUUACACUUUCUUCAUGUGUUUAUGUUUGGUUUUAAAUCCAUGUGAAGCUGCUUCAACCUUCAUUUCGCAUCAAUGGGUUGUCUCUUAUUCCCAACGUUCGCUUCUUGGAGCCGAAAAACAGAUCAUAGUGAUCAAUGGCAUGUUCCCCGGACCGCUUCUCAACGGGACAACAAACGACGUUUUCAACAUCAACGUUCACAACAACUUGACCGAACCCUUUCUCAUCACAUGGAAUGGCGUUCAAAUGAGGAGAAAUUCAUGGCAAGACGGCGUACGAGGAACAAACUGCCCGAUACCUCCCGGAAAGAAUUGGACCUAUAAUUUUCAGAUAAAGGAUCAGAUCGGAAGUUACUUUUACUUCCCUUUUCUUCUCCUGCAAAAAGCCGCCGGAGGGUUCGGUCCGAUCCGUCUCAACAAUCUAGAUUCCGUCCCGCCGCCGUUCCCUCGCCCCGACGGCGAGUUCGACGUCUUGAUCGGAGAUUGGUUCAAUUCUGAUCAUAGGGAUCUAAGGGCUUCACUUGACACAGGGAUCAGUUUGCCGAUGCCUGAUGGUAUUCUUAUCAAUGGGCUUGGGCCCAAAGAGGCUGUCUUUGAUUUUGAACCUGGUAAGACAUAUAGGUUGAGAAUAUCAAAUGUGGGGUUAAAAACAUCGUUAAACUUCAGGAUUCAGGGACACGACAUGCUUCUCGUUGAGACAGAAGGUUCAUAUGUUCAGAAACAGCAUUAUGACAGCUUGGAUGUCCACGUGGGCCAAUCGUAUUCCGUUCUCGUCACCGCCAAGGAAAAAAUCUCCAACACAUCCUACUACAUGAUUGCCACUUCCCGGUUUACCGAAUUCAACAUGUCCGGUUUAGGUUUGGUUCGUUACCCGAAUUCCACUCAUAACCCGGUCGGACCGGUUCCUCCCGCUCCUGGGCCUUAUGACUACGCCUUCUCCGUUCAACAGGCCCAAUCAAUAAGGUUGGAUUUAAACGUUGGAGCGGCGAGACAGAAUGCGCAAGGCUCGUUCCAUUACGCAGACAUCAACGUCUCAAGAACGUUAGUCCUACGAAACGACGUCGUGCUAAAUUGGGAGAAACUCCGUUACACAGUUAACGGCAUCUCUUUCGUACACCCUGAAACGCCGUUAAAGCUCGCCGAUCAUUUCCAACUAAAUGACACAUUUACCCCUGAUCUCUUUCGAGACUUUCCUCCCGAAACCCCCCCGAGUUUGGGCACGGCCGUAGUUGAUGUCUUGUACGAAAGUUUCCUCCACAUAGUGCUCGAGAACCCUCUCGAGGAUUUGCAGAGUUGGCACAUGGAUGGACACAAUUUCUUCGUCGUCGGAAUGGGAUUUGGAGCAUGGUCGUGGAGCAAUGGUGUGACAUAUAACCUAGUCGAUGCAAUUUCUCGGUCCACAGUCCAGGUGUAUCCAUAUUCAUGGACCGCGAUUCUUGUAGCAAUGGAUAACCAAGGGAUGUGGAACGUGAGAUCCCAAACCGUAGAGAAUUGGUUUUUGGGACAAGAGCUUUACUUCAGAGUAAAAGGCGAAGGACAAGAGAAUCCAAAGAAUAUUCCGGUCAGAGACGAAUCUCCGAUACCGGAAAAUUUCCUCCGAUGCGGCAAAGUUCCUCCUCCGUGA
Molecule: messenger RNA, 1640 nt
Organism: Tarenaya hassleriana
Lineage: Eukaryota; Viridiplantae; Streptophyta; Magnoliopsida; Brassicales; Cleomaceae
Product: monocopper oxidase-like protein SKS1
Exons: 8
Coding region: 9-1640 (543 amino acids)
Molecular function (GO): oxidoreductase activity; copper ion binding
Source: RefSeq, a predicted model, not a curated record